CUUGAGACCAGAAAUCGAGCUUUUGCUGAAUUGCCAUGUUUUUCCUUCUUUUAGUCUAACUAAAGCCACUGGGCCUUUUUUUUCAUAACUUGCUAACAUAGAGUAAGUAGUAAUAUUCCGGUCAAUAUUAAGUCACAAACCUUUCUGCUCCGUGGUGAUUGCUUGAGAUGUUUCGUGGCAAAUCAACUAUAGGAACAGAUAUAGAUCAGGUAACUUUACUUUUAGACCUGUCUCUUCAAAGGAUAUUAUUCCUUUUACUACGAUAUCGAGGGUGUACCUUCACAGGUUUCGUAGUCUCUGAGAUAUACUUUCCUCGAAACCCAUCCUGGUAAGCCACUAAGAAAUAUUUUGUUCCCCAUUAUUCCUAUCCAUCUGGCUCCCAAGAAAAUGACUCAUCCUACACGGGAAGCCGAAAUUCUGGGGUAUGGGCAGUUAAUGUAAGAUCUUAAAACAAUAUCGGUAAUUAAAGUAGGGAGUAUACCAACCCUUCUCUCUUUUUUGUAUUUUAAACAAAUCUACUAUAACUCUUGUCUUCUGGCUUUAAAGGCUAGCAAAAGUUUUGUCAGCUACUAUGAAGGUGAUCUGGCAAAUUUGUGCAUUAUACAUAUUUGUAUAUCUAAAUUUCAUAAAAGUUUUAUAACCCUGGUAAGGGGUCGUUAAACCCUUCAGAAAUGGUAAAACUUGCUGCCAUGGAAUCCAUUUUCUGCCAAUUCUUGAUGUGGUGAUGAUGUGGAAGCCUGUUAAGAAAAAAGGUUGCCUGUUCAUCUGGUGACUGAUCAGCAAACCAAUAAACCCAAAGGUUAUGCCUUCAUCGAGUACUUGCACACCCGUGACAUGAAAGCUGCAUAUAAACAAGGUGAUGGAAGGAAGAUUGAUGGUAGAAGAGUGUUGGUUGAUGUUGAGAGAGGUAGAACAGUCCCGAACUGGCGUCCCCGUAGGCUUGGUGGUGGACUUGGUACCACCAGAGUUCCUGGUGAGAAGAUCGCUGGCGAGGAGGAACAACAACAACAACAACCUCAAGGAAGAAUGUCCCGCUCCGAGGAGCCAAGAGCCCGUGAGGACCGUGAGAAAUCUCAUGAUAGGGGCAAAGAAAGGGAACGCGAGCAAUCUCAUGAGCGGUCUCGGGAACGGUCUCAUGAGCGGUCUAGGGAACGGUCUCAUGAGCGGUCUAGGGAACGGUCUCAUGAGCGGUCCCGUGAACGGUCUCGCGAUAGACUGAGAGAGAGUCAUAGAGAGGACAAGCACCACAGAGACCGGGACCGAGGUAGAGACAGAGAUAGAGAAAGAGAGAGCAGGCGUGACCGAGGAGAUAGAGACCGUCGGGACCGUACUAGGGAUCAUGACCGGGAGCGGAGUCGGAAGAGGGAACCGGACUACGAGAGCGGUGAGUAUGAAGACGACGGCGGAAGAUCCCGUGAGAGAGAAGCCGAGUAUGAGCAGAGGCGAGGUGAGUCAAAGGAAGGUCAUGGCUACUAUGAAGGGCGUAGGCGUUCAAGCAAUUACGAGCGUGAGGAGGAACAAGAAGGUGACCAAGAUCAUUAUUAUCAGUACGGUGACCGUCGUUAGUUGGGAUGGGGUCAGCUUCCCCCACUAAAAAAUUAAUUAGUGUAUUUUAAGGAUAAUGAAUAUUGCUCCCUUAUCAACAGCAUUGAUUUCUUUUAUUCACUCCGGAAAUAAAAAUCAAACCAAUUUAGCAGCA
Molecule: messenger RNA, 1699 nt
Organism: Eutrema salsugineum
Lineage: Eukaryota; Viridiplantae; Streptophyta; Magnoliopsida; Brassicales; Brassicaceae
Product: U1 small nuclear ribonucleoprotein 70 kDa
Exons: 4
Coding region: 835-1566 (243 amino acids)
Biological process (GO): mRNA splicing, via spliceosome
Cellular component (GO): precatalytic spliceosome; U1 snRNP; U2-type prespliceosome
Molecular function (GO): mRNA binding; U1 snRNA binding
Source: RefSeq, a predicted model, not a curated record